Molecule: messenger RNA, 2802 nt
Organism: Caretta caretta (loggerhead turtle)
Lineage: Eukaryota; Metazoa; Chordata; Testudines; Cheloniidae
Source: RefSeq, a predicted model, not a curated record
GGGAGGGGGUCGCGACCCGGCUGAGCGGCGCCAGCAUCGCGACAGUCGGCCCGCGAGCGGGGGGGAGGGGACCGAUCCCCGGGGCCCGACCGGCCCGCAGGAGCUUCCGCGUUGGAGCUUUCUGAAGCAUGAGGAGAGCCCCCCGCCAGUGACCGAAACAUGGCUGACAAGAGGAAAUUGCAAGGUGAGAUCGAUCGGUGUCUGAAGAAGGUCUCCGAGGGGGUGGAACAGUUUGAGGAUAUUUGGCAGAAGCUCCACAAUGCAGCAAACGCCAACCAGAAGGAGAAGUAUGAAGCUGACCUGAAGAAGGAGAUCAAGAAGCUCCAGAGGCUGAGGGACCAGAUCAAGACGUGGGUAGCUUCAAAUGAGAUCAAGGACAAGAGGCAGCUGAUAGACAACCGGAAACUCAUUGAGACGCAAAUGGAGCGGUUCAAGGUGGUGGAGCGGGAGACCAAGACCAAAGCCUACUCCAAGGAGGGGCUGGGCCUGGCGCAGAAAGUCGACCCUGCCCAGAAGGAGAAGGAAGAGGUCGGCCAGUGGUUAACGAACACCAUCGACACGCUGAACAUGCAGGUGGAUCAGUUUGAGAGCGAGGUGGAGUCACUCUCUGUGCAGACACGCAAGAAGAAGGGGGACAAGGAUAAGCAGGACCGGAUCGAGGGGCUGAAGCGGCACAUCGAAAAGCACCGAUACCACAUCCGCAUGCUGGAGACCAUCCUGCGCAUGCUGGACAAUGACUCCAUCCAGGUGGACUCGAUCCGCAAGAUCAAGGACGACGUGGAGUAUUACGUGGACUCCUCGCAGGACCCCGACUUCGAGGAGAACGAGUUUCUCUACGAUGACCUCGACUUAGAAGACAUUCCGCAGGCUCUGGUAGCCACCUCCCCGCCCAGCCACAGCCAUCUGGAGGACGAGAUCUUCAACCAGUCCAGCAGCACUCCCACCUCCACCACCUCCAGCUCGCCCAUUCCGCCCAGCCCUGCCAACUGCACGACGGAGAAUUCGGAAGAUGACAAGAAGAGGGGGCGGUCGACAGACAGCGAGGUCAGUCAGGUUACAGCUCCGUGGUGGCUGACAGCACAUCGGACUCCGUUCUCGGCAGCAGCGGGCCAGCGCUCCCCAGCCAGCCAGUGGCCCACAACCCACCCAGCAGCGCUGCGAAAGAGCCCAGCGGAGCCCCUGCGCCCCCCCAGUGCCAGCUCUGGCCUGCUAGUCCCCAUGACGGUGAAUACCCCAAGCUCCCCGACCCCGUCCUUCUCCGAAGCCAAGCCGAGCCAGCCACUGCUCAACGGGCCACCCCAGUUCAGCUCCACGCCAGAAAUCAAGGCGCCCGAGCCCCUGAGCAGCUUGAAAUCCAUGGCAGAGCGAGCAGCCAUUGGAUCCAGUAUAGAGGACCCAGUGCCAUCUCUCCACCUGGCUGAAAGGGCAGACAUUUUAAUUAGUAGUACGACCUCGCAGCCGGCCUCCAGCCAGCCGCCUAUCCAGCUGUCGGAGGUGAACAUCCCUCUCUCCCUGGGGGUCUGCCCCCUGGGACCGGUGCCCCUCACCAAGGAGCAGCUCUACCAGCAGGCCAUGGAGGAGGCAGCCUGGCAUCACAUGCCUCACCCCUCGGACUCCGAGAGGAUCCGGCAGUACCUGCCCCGGAACCCCUGCCCGACCCCCCCUUACCACCACCAGAUGCCUCCGCUGCACUCGGACACCGUGGAGUUCUACCAGCGGCUCUCCACGGAGACGCUCUUCUUCAUCUUCUACUAUCUGGAGGUACAGAAGGGCCCCCUCUGCAGGCUAGAGCGCUCUAUAGUCCCGCCCUGUCUGGCCGCCGCUGCCGCCUUUCCCUCGGGCAGGAGGGGCGAGGGCACCAAGGCGCAGUACCUGGCGGCCAAAGCCCUGAAGAAGCAGUCGUGGCGGUUCCACACCAAGUACAUGAUGUGGUUCCAGCGGCAUGAGGAGCCCAAGACCAUCACGGAUGAGUUUGAGCAGGGCACGUACAUCUACUUCGACUAUGAGAAAUGGGGCCAGCGGAAGAAGGAAGGGUUCACUUUCGAGUACCGGUAUCUAGAAGACCGUGACCUGCAGUGACGCCUGCUCACCCCCCAGGGGGCGCCAGCCUUCCAGAGUCACGCGGGCGAGACAUUGGGGUGUGGGGGAGGGAAGGAGAGGCCAAGCUCACCUCCCCCACCUCCAUUCCACCUCCCCCAACCCAACCCCCCCAGGCGGGGGCCCCCUCCGGCCAUCUGAACCCUUUAAAUGCAUGCAGUUUUAAAAGACAUGGGUGGGGGGGCUGUGGCUGUGAAGGGAGGGGACUCAGCCAUUCCCCAGCCCCCCUUCCUGGGUGAGUGUUGGCGGGGGGGCGGGCAGAGGGACAUGCGCAGGCCAAAAAAAAAGUGAACAAAGAUGAUCUUGGAGGAGUGUUGCAGGAGGGGAAUGAAAUCAUUUGGCUUUUUUUAAAAAAAAAAAAAAAAAAAAAUUAAAGCAGCAAAAAAUCCAGCAGAAUUAUUGUUACCCCCCCCCACACACACACAAAUUCCUCCGGGGGGGCCCAAACCCCACCUCCCCCUCAGUUCUCCCCCUCCCAUUUUUCGUCUCCUCCCCACUCCCAUGAGAUCCAGCCCCAGAGCAGAUCGGCUGGGUUUUCCUUGGGGGAGGGACGGACAGGAAUUCAAAAGGGGAGGCUGUUUUUCUGAUUGCUUUCCCCCCUUCUCCCGAGGUGCUAUGCAGCCGCUGAGGGCCGGGUGUUUAAAAUAUUUUUCGUAACCCUAUUUUCAUUUUGGAAAAUAUUUAUGAAUAAAUAGUUUUAUAUGA